ACUCCAUUACUCUUCCUUUAUCUCUGAACAGCCCAAAUAAAUCUUUUCCCCCUUUCCUUUCUUCCGUUCCAUACAAAGCUACUCUCGCUCUAGAACCCGUUUCUCUCUCUACGCCCCAAUAGUCUCCGCCGGCGACUUACACCCUCCGGAACGCCAAUUUGCUCUGCGUGUUAUUCCCUCCGGUGAGCCGUCUGAUUUUGCGUGGUUAAUUUUUUGUUCUCGGGCCGAGUCGUGAAUGAGAUGACUCGGCGGUGCUCGCAUUGCAGCAACAACGGGCACAACUCCAGGACCUGUCCCACGCGCUCGUCGGCUACCGGAGGCGGCGCUGGCGGCCCGUCGUCGUCUUCUCUUUCGUCUCCCGGCGUUAGGCUGUUCGGCGUUAGGCUAACCGAUGGCUCGAUUAUUAAGAAGAGCGCUAGUAUGGGGAACUUAUCCGCGCACUACCACUCCUCGUCGUCCGCCGCCGCUUCCCCUAAUCAAGACUCUCCCGUCUCUGAUCAUCUCCGCGACUCGGGUCGCGUAGCCGACGGGUAUCUGUCCGAUGACCCGGCCCAUGGGAGCUCUUCAAAUCGACGCGGAGAGAGAAAGAAAGGUGUCCCCUGGACAGAGGAGGAGCAUCGAUUAUUCUUAGUUGGUCUUCAAAAACUAGGGAAAGGAGAUUGGCGUGGAAUAGCUCGGAACUAUGUAGUGUCUAGAACCCCUACGCAGGUGGCUAGUCAUGCUCAGAAGUAUUUCAUUCGUCAGACCAAUGCCACUCGAAGAAAGAGAAGAUCAAGCCUUUUCGACAUGGUCCCAGACUUGGUAUCUGAUCCACAAUCAGUCCCAGAAGAUGAAGAAUUGCUGCCCUCUUUGCAGGAAAGGGAAAGCGAGAAUAAUAAUAAUAAUCCAGACUCGCUUCCAUCGUUGAAUCUCUCUCUGAAUUCGGAGUAUGAACCGAUGGAAACCACGUCUGAAGAACCUCAUCGUAAGGACGAGGAAUCCAACGAGACCACUGUUAAUGUUCCUGGACCAACUCAAUCAAGUGAGCUCCCGCCUGUAGUUCCCUCGUCAAGUGAAUUCACACCAUUUGGAUUCAUUCCGGCAUUCGUUCCAGUCCCUUACCCAUUCUGGCCUGCUAAUGCGAUCCCUGUGGAGGGAGGGGGAGCCGUGGUUGGGGAAACAUCCAAUCAUCACCAGGUGCUGAGGCCAGUUGCAGUUGUUCCCAAGGAGCCGGUCAAUGUGGAUGAACUCGUUGGGAUAUCUCAAUUGAGCCUCGGAGAUCCCAAGGAGGCGAAUCCUUUGCCGCCGCUGUCACUGAAAUUGACUGCUGAGGCUUCGAGGCAGUCGGCGUUUCACGCCAACACUGCUGCUCCGGUGAACGGUUCAGAUAUUGGCAAGGGAAAGGGAAGCCCCAUUCAAGCAGUCUAG
Messenger RNA from Linum tenue, 1407 nucleotides. NCBI's taxonomy places the organism in Eukaryota, Viridiplantae, Streptophyta, Magnoliopsida, Malpighiales, Linaceae. The record is from the annotation of a GenBank genome assembly.